CAGUGGCAAGGAAACUAACAACAGCCUGUGUAGCUUAGUAGCUUAACAAUAAACCUUUUGGCUCAGGCUGACAACACUUUAACCUGCGUGUUGGCUUUUUUCUUGUCAUUGUAGAGAGAGAGAGAGAGAGAGGAAGAAGAAGAAGAAGAAGAAGACCACCACCACCACCACCACCAAAGAACCACCAUGUCAGGCAUCAUACAGCCAUCCACGGCCCAGAUGGCACCUGGUAGUGUGCCGGUGGGGCAGUGGAGAUCAGUGUGGUGGGUUGCCAUGCAGAUGGCCAGUUCAAGAUUCUUCUGUUGCAGCAUCCAUCUCAUGUAACCCAGAUUCCACAAAACUCCCCCGACUUAUCCGGCAGCGUCUGGAGCAGGUGGUCUCCUCGCUUCAGAGAAUAUGACAUCUGGAGAAGUGUGGAGCUAAUGGAUGAGUGAGUGCUCCUCCGGAAGGCUGGGCAAGCGCUGUCUGUGGGACUUGGCUCUUGUUUGUGCCGCCGGUGCAGCUCGGUGCCGGGUUGUGGAUUACUGAAGCAGGUUUAUUUAUUUGAGCUGGAGCGCCGUACAGAAUGAGAACUCCACUGCUGGUAUUGAUGUGGCUCUGUUUCUGGUGCGAAGUCCGAGGUGCUCUGAGGACUACGGGGGGUCUGAGGAGAACGGGAUGGGAGCACACGGGAAUGACUGCGGGUGGGCUUUCGCUCAGACGCUCCAAACGAGGAUGGAUGUGGAACCAGUUCUUUCUGCUGGAGGAGUACACAGGAAAUGACAGUCAGUACGUGGGGAAGCUGCACUCCGAUAAGGACCGGGAAGACGGCACGGUGAGGUACGUUCUGACCGGAGAGGGGGCCGGCACCAUUUUCGUAAUUGACGAAAAGUCCGGCGAUCUUCACGCCACGCGGAGGCUGGACCGCGAGGAAAAAGCCUCCUACACGCUCAGCGCUAAAGCCGUGGACAAGCUCACUGGCCGAGACCUGGAGGGACCUUCUCAGUUCACCAUCAAAAUCCAUGACAUCAACGACAACGAGCCCAAAUUCACCAAAGACCCCUACACCGCCUCUGUGCAGGAGAUGGCCGACGUAGGUACGUUUGUUGUGCAGGUGACGGCCACAGAUGCUGAUGAUUCCACAUAUGGGAACAGCGCUAAAGUGGUGUACAGCAUUUUACAGGGUCAGCCGUACUUCUCUGUGGAACCAGAGACAGGUAUCAUCCGGACAGCCCUUCCCAACAUGAACCGCGAGGUGCGUGAGCAUUAUCAGGUGGUGAUUCAGGCCAAGGACAUGGCAGGACAGAUGGGGGGUCUCUCGGGGACCACCACAGUUAACAUCACGCUGCUGGACAUCAACAAUAACCCACCGCACUUCCCCCAGGGCGUUUAUCAGUUCAGCGCUCCGGAGUCGUUAGAGCCGGGCAGUACGGUCGGUCUGCUGAAAGCUACAGACGCAGACACAGGGAAGAACGCAGAGAUGGAAUACACCAUCAUGGAUGACCAGGACAUGUUCCAGAUCUCCACCAACCGUGUCACUCAGGAGGGAGUCAUCACUCUGAGGAAGCCUCUGGACUAUGAGAAGAGGAAGAUGUACACUAUGAAGGUUCAGGUGGAGAAUGUCUACCUGGAUCCACGGUUUCAUCCACGCGAUCGCUUCAGAGACACGGCCACGGUGAAGGUUACGGUGGAGGACGUGGACGAGCCUCCUGUCUUCAAAAGACCUGCCUACAUCAUGGAGGUCAAAGAGAACGCCGAGAUUGGAACCAUCAUUGGAUCUGUCAGCGCUGUGGACCCCGACGCUAACCGGAACAUUGUCAAGUAUCUAAUUGACUGGCGUACGGAUAUGGACCAUAUAUUCAACAUCUACCCCAACAACGGCUCGGUGUACAUCUCUCGCCCUCUGGACAGAGAGGAGCAAGCCUGGCACAACAUUUCAGUACAAGCUACAGAGAACAACAGUCAGAUGAGUCACGUGCCAGUCUAUGUCCGGGUGCUGGAUGUAAACGACAACGCCCCAGUCUUCGACAAUGUGGACGAAGCGUUCGUUUGUGAAAAUGCAAAAGCGGGACAGAGGAUCCAAACAGUCAGCGCCUCAGAUGCUGACCAGCCGACUGGAGGUCACAGGUUCUUUUUCAGUUUGGCACCAGAAGCUUCCGUCAAUGCCAAUUUUACUGUCAGAGACAACAAAGAUAACACGGCCGGCAUCGUGACGGUGCAGAGCAGUUACAGCCGGCUGCAGAAGAGCGUUCACCUGGUUCCUGUGGUGAUCGCAGAUGGAGAUAACCCCGUGCUGAGCAGCACUAACACGCUGACCGUGCGCGUGUGCUCGUGCGACCGCAACGGCAACAUGAAGCAGUGCAACUCGGAGGCCUUCACACUCGCCGCCGGGCUGAGCACAGGAGCGCUGGUGGCCAUCCUGCUGUGCGUCAUUAUCCUCCUGAUGAUUGUGGUGCUGUUCACGGCUCUGCGCAGCCAGAGGGAGAAGAUGGAGCCGCUGAUCAUUUCCAAAGAAGACGUGAGGGACAACGUGGUGAGCUACAACGACGAAGGCGGAGGAGAGGAGGACACCCAGGCCUUCGACAUCGGAACGCUGCGCAACCCGGAAGUGAUCGAAGACACCAAGCACAGGAGGGACAUCAUCCCGGACAGCCUGUACGCGUCCGCGCGGAGGCCUGCACCCGCGGCGACCGGCGACAACACGGACGUGCGAGACUUCAUCGCUCGGCGGCUGCAGGACAACGACUCGGACCCGACGGCGCCCCCUUAUGACUCGCUGGCUACUUACGCCUACGAGGGCAGCGGCUCGGUGGCCGAGAGCCUGAGCUCGCUGGAGUCGGUCAGCAGCGAGGGCCUGCAGGACUAUAAUUAUCUCAGCGAGUGGGGUCCAAGGUUUAAAAAGCUCGCCGACAUGUACGGAGGGGAGGAGAAGGAGAACUCAUAACCACGCAGUAGGGCUGCACGAUAUGGAAGAAGUUCAGCUCAGAUUUCAGUGCUACACAACGAGAUACGCCUUGAAAUACGCAAUAUUUCAAACGUGCAGUCGGUAAUACGAGACCGGCUGCAUCAUUUCUACCAAAUUACCUAGAUUCAUCAAAACACCUCCUGAGAGUUAUGUCAGAAUCCUCACCUCUCACAACACACAGUAAAAAAAAUAAAGCAUUGUGAUUGGUUAGAGACUUUCAAGAAGAUUUUCAAGGCAAAGCAAAAGGACCAGUAUCUCAAUAACACUCAAAAAACAGUAUAUAUAUAUAUAUAUAUAUAUAUAAAUAUCGUGCAGUCCUACCACGCAGCGGAAAGAUGGGAAACCAACAGAGAGUUCUAACACAGACUCGACGGAUUCGCUCAAGCUGUUGGUCAAAGCUGGACAUCCACAACCAGGAAAGCAGAUGAAGAGAACUCUACCCUACGUGUGGUGUUUAACUAAAGUGGAAACCAAGGCGAGCGUUGACGAUGUUGCUUUUUUUCCUCCCAAAGUGCCCUUUCACAGGACUGAGAUUUUGAUGUCUUAUUAAACCUGACCCACUCUGAACAUUCGGAGAACACACUCUCUCUCUCUCUCUCUCUCUCUCUCUCUCUCUCUCUUUCUCUGUUUCUCUGCGGCUCCAUCCCAGACAUGACCAGAAAAGCAAGCUAAACUGUCGUCCUUGCGAAGCCUCACUUGAUACUUGUGUAUUAGUUCCGUCUGCAAAGCAGAAGGAGAAAAAAAAAAAAAAACUAACAAAAAAAACUGAACAAAACAAUAAUAGUGAGCUUUACAAGUAUGGUAACAUCAUACAUUAUGCAUAUUAUGCAUAUAGUCACAAAAUAUGUCCGUGUACACAAGUCUGUGCUUCUGGGUUUUUUAGCUCGUUUAGCCGUAUCUCUGCCCUCAGCGCCACUGUACAAACACAUUGUCUCACACACGCACUUUAUCGGCGGAAACCGCGACGGUCGUCGAUUGAGAUCGAGUCAAGUACGAUUCGUGUUUAAAAAACUUUCAUGAGAGUGUUCGCCAGAGGGUCGGUCCUCGUUUCAUUUGCAGUAGUGCAGCGGACUGGUGUGAGCAGUGGUUUUAAUAGUAGUGUAACAGUUCUACAGUUCUGGCAGUUCAUAGCUAACCCCAAACCGAGGUGCUGGAGUGUGAUUUAAUCCAUCACUGAUUACUGUACCUGAAGCAGAGCUGCUCUUUUCAAGUGCAAAGCCAAAUCAGAAAAGUUGGGACAAUCUUUCAUUGCAUAGAAUAUGAUUCCAAGAUUGUAGAUUGGAUUAAUACUAAAGUAAUUCAAACUAUGAACAAAAAAAAAUGUUAUACAAACCAGAAUAUGUUUUAUAUUUCUUGCUCAGAUGACAGUUUUGCACUGUAUCUUGGCUGGAUUUCAGUUAGAAGCUGUGCUGAACUUAUCAAGAGUUAAUUACUUGAAUUCCUUGGUCUCUUAAGGUGUUUGCACACUAUACUCUGUAGGUGUGCUGCAGUAUAAUGACCCCCUUGGAUUCAAUUGUUUCUCCAGCGACAGGAGAGUAGUGCCGCUGCCGCAGAGUAGUGCGAAAAACGGUGUGUUUCCAAGCCCAUAACCACACCUUCACCGCUGAACACAGCCAACAUUCAACAUGGUUCAACUUUGACCUCCUGGCAAGCGAAACCACGGCAGAUAAUGCAAACUGUAGUCCAACCAACAGUAAACACAAGCCAGUGACUGAUAUUAAUGAUUAGUGAACAUCAUCAGCUGUACAACAUUUCCCUACACUCAAAUAGAGAGGACAGGAAGUGAGUAGCCCUAUUGAGUAAUGCUCUAAUCCAUGAUAUGGCUUGAACUACUCAACUAAGAAAAGAAAAAAAAAUUCAAGAACUUUCAAGAAAGUAUCCACAAGUGCAGUUUGCAAAGACCAUCAAAAAACAUUAUGAUGAAACUGGCUCUCAUCAGGAAUACCGUCCCAGGAAAGGAAGUCCAAGAGUUACCUCUGAUACACAGGAUAGGUUCAUCAGAGUUAACAGCCUCAGAAACCACAAGUUAGCACCCCAGAUAAGAGCAUUUUUUUUUUUACACUUUUAAGUUACUACAUGAUUCCUUAUGUGUUCCUUCAUAGUCUGGAUGACUUCAGUAUUUACUUACAAUGUAGAAAAAAAAAACAUCAUAAACACAAUAAAAACAUAAAAAUAUUGAAUGAGAAGGAGUGUUCAAAUUUUUGACUGGCACUGUACAUAUAUUUUUGUGUUUCAGGCCUGCAACACAUUCCAAAAAUACAUAAAAUUGGGACAGUAAGGCAUUUACCAUUUUGUAAUUUUGCCAUACCUUUUCACAACACUGUAAAAGACAUCCACACAUUAUUUUUAAGUCUGCACACAGGCCAGAGCAGUACUCGCACCCUGUUUUUUUUUUUUUUGUUUUU
Molecule: messenger RNA, 5349 nt
Organism: Astyanax mexicanus (Mexican tetra)
Lineage: Eukaryota; Metazoa; Chordata; Actinopteri; Characiformes; Acestrorhamphidae
Product: cadherin-10
Exons: 14
Coding region: 566-2923 (785 amino acids)
Biological process (GO): multicellular organism development; cell-cell junction assembly; adherens junction organization
Cellular component (GO): catenin complex; plasma membrane; adherens junction
Molecular function (GO): calcium ion binding; cadherin binding
Source: RefSeq, a predicted model, not a curated record